UCUAAACUAAAACUGUUUUCUUAAAUAAACCGGUACACCUCUGUUUUACCUUUUUUUAUCCUCCAGUACAAGUUUUUUUAAUACACUUAUCAGCUAACGGCUAAAUCUUUAUUCAGCAUAAAUCAUAUCUUACGUCUAUAUGGUUCGAAUCUUCUGAUGUACACUAAAAACGUUUCUCAUAUUUCUGGAUGGAAAAUUGUAAAGGUACAUUUACAUUUGCGCACUUCUGCCAAGGAAGUUGUACCAUAUGCAAGGUCCUUGCCAUGAGGGAAGCCCCAAUCAAUGUAGUGGGCCCCAAAGACACCAGCAAAAUAGUGCAGCUACAGAAAAAUAUGAAGCAGGCACGCUUCCCUAAAGUCACAAGGGCAAGUUUGUCCGCUGAAUGUUUCAAUCUAUCGCCACUGGUCCACGAGAGAGUCGCUCAUGGCCAAAGGACGAAUAGGAGGCGGGUGGUGAGACCACCGCGUGCAAGAUUAUGUGCUGUUUGUGAAUCUACCGUUCAGCCAAGAGACAUGAAAAAAGCCGUUUGCGGUGAUGUUUUCCAUGCUUUCUGCUUUACUGAAUGGAAAAAGCAGCAUAAAAAAUGUCCACAGUGUAGAGCUAGAAUAUAAUUUGAGUAUAAGCCAUUUAAUGCCUAGAAAAAUAUUUAUAUACCAGAUACAAGUUAUUUUUUCUUAGACAUUUGUGAAGAUUAUUUACUUUGGUUCUAUUUUUAGUCGUAUUUAAGUAGGAAAAAGUUACAAUCAAUAAUAAAAAUAAAAUGCGCAUUUUUUAGAUACUUAUAUAUUUUGAUAUUUCAUGCUUUUUUCGUAAUGUUAUUAUGGGUUAAGGUUAUUUACAAAUCAAUAAAUUAUUUAAUGUUGCAGUUGUAUUUCCUUCAGUUAUACCC
Molecule: messenger RNA, 889 nt
Organism: Acanthoscelides obtectus
Lineage: Eukaryota; Metazoa; Arthropoda; Insecta; Coleoptera; Chrysomelidae
Source: the annotation of a GenBank genome assembly